Messenger RNA from Menidia menidia (Atlantic silverside), 573 nucleotides. Lineage: Eukaryota; Metazoa; Chordata; Actinopteri; Atheriniformes; Atherinopsidae. The record is from the annotation of a GenBank genome assembly.
AUGAAGGAUGAAAUUUCUCCUUUCACCCACAUGGGGCAGCAUCCUCCAGAGACCAAUGGGUGGCGCCCGGUGGUGUCCAGUGCUCUGUCCUCGGUGGCCGGUAAAUGGGAACUCCCCGUCUUCACGCUUCCCUUCAACAUCCUGAUAUGUCUGCAUGUGGCCGCCACAGGCGCCGGUCACCCGUAUUUCCCACAGGUGGACAUCCGGCCCAAAGUCCACCUGAAUGACUCCGAGGGAGCGUUUGACGUCCUUCAGGUGUUCGGCUGCGAUUCCCCCUGGACGGCGGGCCUCGUCCUGAUGGGCCUGCUGCUCUGCUCGCCGGCCAUCUUUUUCCACGCCGUUCUGGGCUCCGCCGCCGGCGUGUGUGUCGGCCUGGCCCUGGCGGCCCCCCAGAGGGAGCUCUACUCCGGGCUGUGGGGGUUCAACAGCGCCCUGUCCUGCAUCGCCAUCGGAGGGAACCCCGCCCUCCUCAGGGUUCCCCUGAGCGCCGUUUCUAACCCGGAGGAGAACCGUCGCUACCUGAAACGGGCCUCGGCCCCCGGAAAAGUUCCACCGGGGGCCGAGGGGCCAAAC